Messenger RNA from Phycomyces blakesleeanus NRRL 1555(-), 762 nucleotides. RefSeq lists its product as hypothetical. Bases 1 to 558 code for a protein of 185 amino acids. Gene Ontology annotation, biological process: protein transport to vacuole involved in ubiquitin-dependent protein catabolic process via the multivesicular body sorting pathway. The record is from RefSeq and is a predicted model, not a curated record. Gene Ontology annotation, cellular component: ESCRT II complex. Gene Ontology annotation, molecular function: structural molecule activity; protein homodimerization activity. The transcript has 6 exons. Lineage: Eukaryota; Fungi; Mucoromycota; Mucoromycetes; Mucorales; Phycomycetaceae.
AUGCCAGAUACUUCAUUUGAAUUUCCAUUGAUGCAUGGAUUCCCUCCAUUUUAUACACGGCAGCCCACCGAGGCCACUUGGGAGAGUCAGAUUGGACAAUGGUCCCAGGUCAUCCUAAACUAUGCACGCCAUCAUCGCAUCUUCAAACUUGAUCUCCAACAGUCAACAUCUCCAGGUGGAUCAGACUUGUUUGAGAACACAAAAAUCAAGCGACGUCUUUCGUUUGAAACACUCCAAGAGAUUAUCCAGGCCAUGACUGUUCAAGGUACAGCUGAAUGGGAACAUGGGCCCAAAGGACCGAAAGAUCACGCAUAUAUAUUUUGGCGUAGGCCAGAGGAAUGGGCUACUUUGAUUUGGGAGUGGGUAAAUACAAAUGGCCUGAACAACACUGUCGUGACAUUGUAUGAAAUUACAGAAGGGGAUCUUUCUGAGGGACAAGAAUUUUAUGGAAUUGACAGCCAGGUAUUGAUCAUGGCCAUCAAGGUGCUUGUCAAGAGAGGAGACGCCCAAUUGCUGGAGGGCAAUGAAGGAUACAUGGGUGUCAAGUUCUUUGGAUAGAGUAUUAUAUUCCUCACAGAAGCUUGUAAAGAAAACUGGUUAAAUAUAUCAUGUACCAAUCUCAAAUACUUGCUUCAGUUCACAAUGAAUCAGAAUCCUUUGUGUCUUUAUCACCAUACUCUUCCUUCUCUUUGUGUCUGUAUGUGUCUUACACAUCACUAAUGGAAUAAACUUUUAAUAUCUACCUGUAUGGUCUUCAGAUAG